Catharus ustulatus (Swainson's thrush) is the source of this 739-nucleotide messenger RNA. RefSeq names its product mitochondrial ribosomal protein L57 (gene MRPL57). Gene Ontology annotation, cellular component: mitochondrial ribosome. The transcript has 2 exons. NCBI's taxonomy places the organism in Eukaryota, Metazoa, Chordata, Aves, Passeriformes, Turdidae. Gene Ontology annotation, biological process: mitochondrial translation. The record is from RefSeq and is a predicted model, not a curated record. Gene Ontology annotation, molecular function: structural constituent of ribosome. The coding region runs from base 66 to 377 and encodes 103 amino acids.
UCCCCGCCCGCCGCCGCCGCCAUCUUGGCUCGUCCGCGGGUCCGCAGCCGCCGCUUCCCGGCAAAAUGUUUCUAACAACAGUAUUACUGCGGAAGAGAAUUCCUGGAAAACAAUGGAUUGGGAAGUACAGGCGACCAAGACAGAUUACCAUUUCAAUGAAGCAAGCAAUGAUCCGAAGGUUGGAAACUGAAGCAGAGAAUGAAUAUUGGCUCAGCCAGCCUUACCUGACACAGGAACAGGAAUACAAGCACAACGCAGAAGAGAGACGUGCGAAGUGGGAAGCUUUCAAAAGCCUGAAACAAGCCAAGUUUCCUGAGCACAGAUAUAUCAGCGAUCAUUUAAACCACUUAAAUGUGUCAAAGAAGUGGACAUGUUGAACAAUACAGCAUAUUUCUAUUUGACACAUGUCAUGUACUAGUCUUGGAUCUGCUGUCAUACCUAUUAUGGUAAUUCACUGUAAUUAGGGUGGGUGACAAAUCAGACUGUGCUGUGGUGUACAAAAUACAUUAAAAGUAGCUCUCUGGAACAGCGUAUGUUUUCUUAUUAUUGCUUUGUUAGAGAAGUUCUCUGUGUGACUCUCUACCUUCUGCCCAGCCUCUAUUCUUAAGGGCUUAAACAGCAAGUUACCAGGUGCAGUGGUGGUGAUAGGGGAACUAGAACUGCAGAAACGGGGAUGAGUCUGGAAUUCCUGGAAUGUUAUAAAAUGUUCCAUUUUUUAAUAAAGAAUUGUUGAUUUUAA